AUGGAGCGAACCCCGCCGCCCUCCCUCACAAGGUCGCCUUCGUCUUCCGCGAACACUUAUUGUCCGUCAGAGAGGUCCUCUCUAGACUACCCCUCGCCAGGUCUGGUAGAACAGCAAUACAAGAUCACGUCGAUAUAUGGAGAACAGUCGUGCGUGACACCGCCCAUGGACCCUGAGCUGUCUCUUCCGCCGCUCGACUCGAUGGGCCACCCCGACUGGAACAGCACGGCCGUUAUGCAUUCAGUCUCGUCUGCCGCCGGCAUGCCCAACGUCCUGUCGGGGGAUUACGACGCGUUCGGGAGCUACCCUUAUAGCCACGAUGUCUACCAAGGUCACCCCUCGAACCAUCCACCCUCGAUUGACGCCUCGGCUCCCCCGCCAACCGGAACCGCCCCCCGGUCCCCUGUGGUGCCAUUGAGGACGCCGUACACACCUGGCGCCUCGGUCCCGCCCAUGACGCCGCGGAUCAAGAUGGAGGGGUCUUCGGACUACAGUCAGAGCACCGACGCGUCGCACUACCCUUCGCCGCGGUCCAUCCACACAUCUUACCCCUCUGACAGUGGGCCCUACACCAGCAGCACCUCGGCCGGGUACUUGUCCGACAGCGGUUCGACAACAUGGCACAAGCCCGAUUACCAGCCCGUUGAGCCCGAGCACUUCUACCCCGGACCGCCGCCGCCGCCGCCCUCCGCAUUCAUGCACGACGCCAGGAGGCAGUACCGGGUGGCGCGGCCGAAGCGGGCGCCGCGCCGUCUGACGACCAAGGAGGAAGCCAACUUUCAGUGCGAAGUCAAGGGGUGCGGCAAGCUAUUCAGUCGCAGCUACAACUUCAAGGCGCACAUGGAGACGCACGACGAGAAGCGUGAAUACCCCUUCCCAUGCCAGGUGCCCGAUUGCAACAAGAAGUUUGUGCGCAAGACGGACCUGCAGCGGCACCACCAGAGCGUGCAUCUUCGGGAGCGCACCCACAAGUGCGACUAUUGCAGCCGCAUGUUUGCGCGCAAGGAUACUCUGAGGAGGCACAUGGAAGACGGCUGCUCCAAGAGAUUCGACAUUGGGACCCUCGACCUCCGCGCCGAGGCGUUCGACCCCAUGCACCCCAGCGCGCGCUCCAUGGCGGCGCCAAUGGGACACAUGAUCCCGCCGCCGGGUGGCCUACCGCCCAUGGCCAUCCCCCCGCUCUGCGGCCCCAGUAUCCUCGGUUCCAUGACCCCUUCGAUGCGCCCUCGGGAACCCCUUGCCAGCGGUGACCACUCUCAAGGUCACAGCUGGGGGAGGUGA
Parathielavia appendiculata is the source of this 1281-nucleotide messenger RNA. RefSeq lists its product as uncharacterized. The transcript is spliced from 2 exons. NCBI's taxonomy places the organism in Eukaryota, Fungi, Ascomycota, Sordariomycetes, Sordariales, Chaetomiaceae. Gene Ontology annotation, molecular function: DNA-binding transcription factor activity, RNA polymerase II-specific; RNA polymerase II cis-regulatory region sequence-specific DNA binding. The coding region runs from base 1 to 1281 and encodes 426 amino acids. The record is from RefSeq and is a predicted model, not a curated record. Gene Ontology annotation, biological process: regulation of transcription by RNA polymerase II.